CGGUGACGGGUACUGUGGAAAGCCACCGGCCUCUUCUUUGUCGGCGUGAGGGGAAAAGCUCGGCCAUCAGUCCUGUAGCGGGGCCUUGGUGCUGUGAUGAUCUUCCUCCGGCAACUGGUGCUGAGCUUGCCCGAGCUGCCUGGCCGGAACUUGCUUCAAUUCGAGUUCGAGCUCCAAUUUCUGGCAGACACUCCCUUCUCCCGCAGGUUGCUAAAAGCGCUUGCCUUACACACCCAAACCAGAAGUGUUGCGCCACGUUUGACGUGCGAUUCAGAGGGAGAGGGGAUAGGUCAUUUAGCAAAGAGUCUAGUAUUUACCCUUGACGCCUCAUGGUGCGCUGCGCCAGCCAGGCCCGCCGCCUUUCAGAAGCAACUCCACUGAGGCCCCUACUCUGGUAGUCAUGCCGCUAGCAGUGAGGGGUUUUCCCAAGCGGACUACUUCAUCUGCUCGGCCUGCCACUACCCCACCUUCCGUCCUGGAGGUUGACUUCUCGGACAGUCGCAUGCCGGGCCUUGUUGAAAGUCCCAUGGCUUCCGAGGCCGACAACUACUCAUGGCCGCAGAAGUCGCUAAAAGUACAGAAAAAGGAGCAGAUCAGGCGGGAGCUGGAGCGGCUUCAGCAGCAGAGGGUAGCGCUGGAGGCAAAGGAAAGGGCGGUGGAGCUGCAGGAGAGCGGGGGGCUGAAGCGGAAGAGACUAGAUGAGUUGACAGAUGUUGUUGGGAGCCCGGUGCCGGGGCCUCGCAAGAUCCCGAAGCUGAAGAUCAAGCAGCAGGGACAGCUUGUGAGAUCAGCGGAGUUCAUUGACGGGAGGAUAGGGGAUAAGAGGACGGUGGGAAAGGGUCCCCUUUCCCUGGCAACCCAAAGUUUCCACCGCGGCCCUCCUCAGCCGGUCUACCUGGAGCGCCCGGCAGCCGCAGUGAGAGAGGCCGCUGAACCAUCUGGGCGGGGGCAGCCCCCUCUUGUAAUGCCCCUUCAACCACAGCACUCCCUGAAAUCCCCUAAGGCAAAAACCCUCCUUUUCGAGCCCGUAAGCAUCCCCGGCACUUGGGAGCUGUUAGAGCAGUGCAAGCAGGUGAUGCAGCACCUAUCAAAGAAUAAAAACGCAGGGGCGUUUAGGCAACCUGUAGAUGUGGUCGGGCUAGGGUUACCAAACUACUAUGACAAGGUUAAGGAGCCAAUGGAUUUGUCGCUAGUCAGAGACCGUCUCACCAGGGGCUAUUACACCACACCCGCUCAGUUUGCGAGAGAUGUGCGCCUGAUCUGGUCAAACUGCAAGCUUUUCAAUCCGGCAGAGUCAUCCUUUGCCCAGAUGGCAGAUAAGAUGAGCCAGAGUUUUGAGUCAAAGUUUGCACCAAUAGAGCGGCAGAUGCGGGAUCUUGGGUUGACGAGUGUGGAAGAGGAGGACGAGCGAGUGGCCCAGGAGAAGGCAAUCAUGGAAGCAGAGAGGCGGGCAAAGAUGCUUGAGGACCAGCAGAAAGCAGUUGCCCGAUACUGGGAGCUGCAGCAGCAGCAGAAGGAUAAUGAGAUCAAAUCGGCACACCGCGCCCAGGAGCGGGCUCAGCAACGUGCCGCGGCAGCAGCGGCGGCGGCAGCGUUAGCAGAGCAGGCCCGGUUGGCUAAGGAGAGUGGCGAGCUAGAAUCGCAGGCUGAGCCUGAACCAGCUUCUCGUGUUAAGCGGGAGGCCUCAAAGCGAGCAAACGAGAUGGUCCACCGGUUUAUCGCGGACCAGAAAGGACCAAUGCCCAAGCUAGAGGCGCCCUCCCGUCGGCACAAAAAAAAGAAGCAGAAGAAGGAGCGGGAAGACGACGCUGAGCGUACGCCUAAGGAGCCCAAAACGCCGAAGGAGCCCAAAACGCCGAAGGAACCCAAACCCAAACGGGAGAAGCAGCCAAAGCGGGAGCGGGCAGAGGGGGGGGGCGUCAACAAGUCGGGGAUGACGUAUGCUGAGCGGAGCCAGCUGCCGAUGACGACAGGGGAGAAGCAGAAGCUGGCGGCGGACAUCCAGAAGCUGCCGGAGGAGAAGAUGGAGGCGGUGGUGGACAUUGUGCAGAAGUACAUGAACGAGGGCGAGGAGGACAUGGUCCUCGACGUCAACGCCAUGGACCACGCCACGCUCUGGGAGCUGCGCCGCUUCGUGUCCAACUUCCUCAAGUCGCGGACCAAGUGGCUCCGCCGCAUGGAGAGGCGCGAGAGGGAGGGCUACACGCCUCGGCCUCGUGCACCCCGGCCGCCAAAGCCUGCCAAGGAAGGGCAGGACGGGAAGGACGGCUCUGGAUCCGAAAGCGGGAGCGAUUCGGAGUCUGGCUCGGGCUCCGGAUCUGGCUCGGGGUCUGGAUCGGACUCUGAUUCGGACAGCGCGUCCAGCUCGGGGUCAGAUUCGGGGUCGGGGUCUGGGUCGGACUCGGACAUUGACGUCGGGGAUGAGCAUGCGCAGAGCGAGGUGGGCCCAGUCAAGGCGGAGGGCAAGCACGGGGAGAACGGAGUAGCAGCCUCGGACGGGACAAGCAGGGCUCCAGAAGGCGAAGGGGACGAAGGCGGGGGUGAAGCGACGAGUGCGGUUGCCGGGGACGGGGACACUCCGGGCGAGUAGGCUCAAGCCGGGAAAAGGCUGACUAACUUCUGCACACGUGGGAAUUGCAUUCGUGGAUUGUUGCUAGGGUGUGGGGCCUUAAGCGCCAACCUGGUUGUCUGGUUCGAUAGGCAGCCUCAGACGCUGCAGUGAAGGGAGCAUCGGCCGUUCUUGUGCGCCGUGGGCCCAGGAGGUAUCUUUGUGUCGACUCUUGAUUCAGGUUUUCAGUGCCGAUCAAACAGUGUUAGUACAGAUUAUAGUCACCGUUGAGGUCGCUCCGGCAUAUUUCUGCGAGACGAAAAAGUAAAAAUGGGGAUCGCUAUUCAUACCGUCGAUUCUUGCGGAAUUUUCUUAGCCAAUGCACCUUUUGCAC
Messenger RNA from Klebsormidium nitens, 2942 nucleotides. The record is from the annotation of a GenBank genome assembly. Lineage: Eukaryota; Viridiplantae; Streptophyta; Klebsormidiophyceae; Klebsormidiales; Klebsormidiaceae.